AUGGAGAAUUCUCAGCUUCAAGGUGGUGGCAGCUCAUCAGGCGAUGAUGCGAUGCAAGACCCUGAAGUUCUCGACCUUGUCGACAACCUGGCCCGCCUCCGUCACAUCUCAGACAGGCGAUUAACUGUUCCAGAGCAGUCUCAAAUCCAGAGCAAGAUCAUCGAUCAGAAGGAGGCGCGAAAGCGGGCAUCCCAGGACGACAUCAUGGCGGAAGGCAACGCGCAGUUUGAUGAGGAGGCGAUGCAGGAAGCAGUGAGAGCCACGAAGCGACGUCGAAUCGUUUCAAAGUUCGACCUCAGUGGCGCGCACAGGAUGUAUUUCUACGGUCCUGAAGAGCAGCCCGCCGACGACGACAACAAUCUGGACGACUUCGCAUUAGACACCGAGAUCCUUGGUCUUACGAAGGACUUCAAUGGCGCGCACUCCUCCGAGCCCUUCGACCUUAGCUGCGUCCCAGACACGAGCACCGGCGACGUAUUUCCUAAAUACAAGCCUGGUUUCGACCUCCUCGAGUCUACCUGUUCCAGCGUCUGGUUCGCCGUCGAGGUGGCUAAGCACCUGCGUCCCAAGGACAUUGUCUGCCUGUACAGCAUCAGCAAGACCUUCCACCAGCUCCUCAACGAUCACUGGCAGUCUAGCAUCUUCGCCUGGGCAGAGUACAUGGCCCCUUCCUCUUUUCGCAUCUUUCACUGGAAGUUCUUCGGCCGCUACGCCCGCCUCGACCCGGCGGGAACCACCUGGGCUGCACCAGGUCUCUUCGCAGACGCAUUUCCACGACCACCUUGGGCGCGCCCUCGCCCCGCCAGCGCCAGCGAUAACAAUAUCCGCUCGGUCCCUGGUCUGAGGUACCUUGCGAUGGUUGUGGAGAGGGAGAUCCGUGUGCGCGACAUCCUCGCAAAGUUGGCGCGCAGCGGCCACCGCCUGCCCAAGACCUGCCACGAGUCCGUCAAGAAGAUCUGGAUGCUCAUGGACCUGCCGACCAACACCAUGCGCCGGUCCUUCAUCCACAACACCCAGCUCUGGACCGGCCAGGACAUCUACAAUGCGCAGAUGUUCAUCAUAAAGCUGCAGCUGCGCUUCAAUGAGCCCGGCUUCGGCCCCGACUCGCCUAUUCUCGCCGAGACUCUCCUGGGGUCGCCGCAUGGCCUAACGCCGCUGUGGCAGAUGCUCCGCGGCAAGAAGUACACAGAACUGCUCGAGGCGAUGCAGAUGCGGGUGCGCUACUUGGUCGACGCCGACGAGAUCGAUCGCCACGCCCGCGAUUGGCAGAAACACUACGGCGUCCCCCGCUGGCAGCUGGGCAUAGGCCAUCUCGAGGGCUGGGGCAGGGGCUCCAUCCACCUGUCCCGUCCUGACGAGCUCGUCGUCGAGGAGGCGGUAAGGCGCGGUAUCAACUUGAAGGAUCACCUCCCGUUCAUGAUGUUGUGGGGUCACGUCAACUGGCAGAAGCGCAUCAACCUCGUCCCCACUGAGGAGGAGCUAUACAUGUCAGACGACGAGCUUCGACCCCUGACUGUCGAGGAAAAAGGCCCCAAUGGAAUGUUUGGCAAGUGUGGCAAUGUGCCGUUCGAGAAUUGCAACUGGCUUCCCAAGCACGCCCUCCAGGCGAAGUGGGACACCCUGACCGAGGAUGAGAAGUUAGCGCUCUCCAAGGAUCUUGAACACGACAAGACCCUAAUGGGGCCGCACGAGGAGGACGACGAAGGCUUCUGGAACCUGGACAAGAACGAGAUGAUGCGUCUCAAUCACCGCAAGAAGAAGAGGGCUGUCUCGGCACCCAAUAACCUCGACAGCGAGGCCGACGAUGAGAGCGACGACGACCAGAAGAAGCAGCACCCGGACUCCUGUGUGUGCGAGGGCUGUGCCGGCCAGCUGGGCCACAUCGCCGACGGCUACGACACGGACGAGCACCACGACACUUGCAUGUGCCGAGACUGCCUGGACCAGGCAGACUUCGAGGCCGAAGAGGCAGACUACGAGGCCCUUCAGGCACAGAAUGAGGAAUCAGGUGCUGACGACGAUGCCGAAGAGUCUGACAGCGAGGCCGAAGAGGCACAGUCGGCCGCGCCUCCCAAUCGCGCCGCCCUGGGACUUCCCACCAGCGACCCGAUGCCCGAGGAGGCCUUAUCGAGCGAGGGCCUCCGCAAUGCGUGGGAUGUUCUCGUACCUGCGGAUCAGCAGAUGGUCAACGCGUCCAUCGAAAGGCAGCGAGAGGAGCAGGCCGGUCUCCAGCCGCCCGCCCCUAUACGCCAGUUCCCCAACAUUACAGACCUCGUCAGCCUGGCGCUGCUGCACAAGCUCGACGGCAUCCAGCUUGAUAUGCCCGGCGAGUCUUCCCAGCCCAUCGGAGAACCCAACAAUGCCGGCGUAACUGACUCCACUGACGAUGUCGAGAUGGACGAGCAGGGUGAGAACGACAACGACGCGGCCAGCAACUCGUCGAUGGACGACGAGCAGCUCAAGGCCCUCGCUGACGAGGAGUACUCCGAUGACGAGCUGGAGUUCGACAUGGACAACUACAAGGCUUUCCUAGCCAAGGCUCAAGACGACGGCGGCUUUCACAACGGCGGCACCUUCCCUGGUGGCGACGAGGACGAGGACGGCUUUGGCAUGGCGCACGAGGCUGACUUGAAGUCUCCGGGUGCCGCUAUUGAGAUGACCCUCCCGGAUAUCAUCAACUACUAG
Messenger RNA from Diaporthe amygdali, 2685 nucleotides. RefSeq lists its product as uncharacterized. NCBI's taxonomy places the organism in Eukaryota, Fungi, Ascomycota, Sordariomycetes, Diaporthales, Diaporthaceae. The coding region runs from base 1 to 2685 and encodes 894 amino acids. The record is from RefSeq and is a predicted model, not a curated record. The transcript has a single exon.